This is a messenger RNA of Physella acuta, 5576 nucleotides long. Its product is annotated as multiple PDZ domain protein. Lineage: Eukaryota; Metazoa; Mollusca; Gastropoda; Physidae. The record is from RefSeq and is a predicted model, not a curated record. Gene Ontology annotation, molecular function: protein binding.
AUGUUCUGUUGUUGUUAUAGGUCAGAUGACGAAGCAGCAACAGUCCCCCUUGUGUCCUCCCCUCCCCCACCAGCCCAGCCUGAAGCCCCACAAGACGACUCCGCCAGUCAGUCCGAGGCUAAAGCCGCGGGUCAGAAAACCCUCCAGACGGACGGGUCACCAGCGGUGGGGAACCAGGCAUGGGGCCCUCCCAGAACUGUGGAACUGGUCAGGGAGGUGGGCAAAAGUCUUGGCAUCAGCAUUGUAGGUGGGAGGGUCGACAUGUUCAAUGUCUCGCAGGAACACUGCAACGCUGGAAUUUUUAUCAAGCAUGUUCUACCAGACAGCCCAGCUGGUCGUAAUGGAACUCUCAAGAAAGGGGACCGUAUUCUUGAGGUGAAUGGCGUUGAUGUCAGAAAUGCAACUCAUGAUGAAGCAGUCGAGGUCAUCCGCAACUCAUCCAGUCCUAUUACAUUUGUUGUUCAAAGUCUUUCAUAUUCUUCCUGUCCUGGAGAUCUGGAAUCUUCACAGCUAAAACCUGUCCAGUCUUUUGAAGAAGCUGUUACAGUACCUGUCCAUGGUUCUCUGGCUUCCUCGUCACCUGGGAGCACACCUCAGCAGAGCUUUGAACUCCCUGAUAACAAACUGACUGGGGAAUCUUUCAGUGACACAGAGGAGGAAGAUGAAUAUGGCUACACAAAAAAACGGAUACAGAAGAAAUACAGUGACAUGCCUGGCCUGGUCCAGCUGGUUGACCUUGACCGAGGCAGCGCGGCCAUGGGGAUGGGUCUGGCCGGCAACAAAGACCGGAGCAAGAUGAGUGUGUUUGUGGCCGGCAUUCAGCCAGACAGCCCCGCAGCUAAUGACGGGAGAAUCCAAGUCGGGGACGAGCUACUGGAGGUCAAUGGAAUAAAUUUGCAUGGCCUCAGUCACCUGAAUGUAUCAGCUGUCAUUAAAGGUGUCACCACACCUGUGGUCAAGCUAAUCACACACAGACGUGAAGACUUCCUUGACCACAUGGCAGUGAAACCACUUCGCUAUGGAGGGUCCAGUCAGUUUGAUGUUCAGUCCGUCCCGCCCGUCUCCCCCCGUGGGUCUGCAGACAGCAGCCGGCGCGAGAGCUCGGCCACCUCCCACUCCCCAACGUCUGCUCCUGCAGCAACGACCCCCACCCCAGCGCCGGUCCUGCCACCCCUGACCCCUACAGAUGCAGUUCAAAUCAUUAUACUUCACAAGCAAGCGUCUCAAGGCUUAGGCUUCGGCAUUGAAGAGGACAACAAAAAUGGCCGUAACGGGAUUUAUGUGAAGAGUAUCACACAAGGAGGGAUCGCUGAUAAAGAUCGCCAGUUGGAAGUGGGAGAUGAGAUUCUUGAAGUUGGUGAAAAAUCUUUAGCUGGUUGCCAUUAUGAAAAGGCUAUAGACACACUUCGCUCAACACAAGGCUCUGUGCGCCUGAAGGUUCGCAAAGCUAAUCAGCCCAACAACCUGGCUAGUACUGGCAAUUCUGCUCACGUGCAUGGGAAGAUGCAACUCAUCAACACACUGGGUGAAUCUACGACAGAUCCAGGGGAAUCUGAAGACACAGUUGACCCCAAAACUUGUCCCAUCGUUGUAGGCAAGAGGACAUUUAUAGAAAUAGAGAAAGGCAAAACAGGACUAGGACUUAGCAUAGUUGGAGGCUCUGAUACCCUGUUGGGAGCUAUAAUUAUCCAUGAAGUGUAUGAAGAUGGUGCAGCAGCAAGAGAUGGCAGGCUGUGGGCUGGGGAUCAAAUCCUUGAGGUUAAUGGCGAGGAUUUGACAGAAGCUACCCACAACCGUGCACUCCAAGUUCUCCGCCAGACGCCGCCUGUAGUCCAGAUGGCGGUGUACAGGGAUGAGAGCCAAGUGAGGGAGGAAGACAUCCUCAAUGUCUUCACUGUGGAGCUGAUGAAGCGGCCUGGCAAAGGCCUGGGUCUCAGCAUUGUGGGCAAGAAAAGUGAUGUCGGCAUUUACAUUUCUGAUAUUGUGAAGGGUGGAGUGGCCGAGGCUGAUGGUAGACUAAUGCAGGGUGACCAGAUUCUGGCGGUCAAUGGGGAGGACAUGAGGAACGCCACCCAAGAAUACGCUGCUGCUGUUUUAAAGACUUUGAUGGGCAAGGUUAGCUUGACAGUAGGACGCCUCAAGGCUGGAUCCAAGGCUUCAUCAAGGAAGAACUCUAAUCAUGGCACAUCUCUUAAAAAGUCUGAUUCUUCUGCUAGCAACAAAUCUAAAGGCAGACAUUCCAAGAGCCCUAGUGAAGAUCCCAAUCACCUGAGGAUUGUAGAACUGGAGCAGGAUCUCUCAGGAUCAUUUGGCAUCAGCGUGGCAGGGGGGCUUAACAGCCCUAUUGGCGACGCUCCAGUUAUCAUUGCCUCAUUGAACCCUACAGGCCCAGCUGCUUUUUCUGGAAAAUUAAGGGCAGGAGAUAAAAUCCUGAACAUCAACGGCACAUCUACGGAGGGUAUGACACACGAGCAGGUCAUCAGUACCUUGAGAGCUGCCAAAAAAGUGACACUCCAUGUGGUCCAAGGUGAGGCAAUAUCUAUCACUGGCCAAAGGUCAAGACAAGUUAGUGGAGAUAUGAGCGACACCACGUUGAAAAAUCAAAAUCUUGAAAUGGAAGAGCUAGAAGAUGACGGUCAACCUCCACAAUACAAGACCAUAACCCUAAACCGUGGACCUGACGGACUUGGAUUUUCAAUUAUUGGUGGCCACGGCAGUCCACACGGGGACCUACCCAUCUACGUCAAAACUGUCUUUAACAAAGGGGCCGCUGCUGAUGAAGGCACCCUCAGGCGCGGGGAUCAGAUUUUGUACGUCAACUCCCAGAAAUUAGAAGGAUUAACGCAUGAAGAAGCUGUAAACAUUCUAAAGAACACUAGUGGAAUUGUGACACUUGGAAUACUUUCAUGAGGACUGUGCUGCUGCAAGAUAGUUUCUCUAGGAUGAUGCAAAUUUUGUUAAAUAAAUUCAUGUGAGAAAUUAAUCAUCCAAAAUUUGUUUGGAUUUUUAACUAAGAAUUAUGUAUUUUUUUACUUUCGAUUUUAAAAAAUAAUUGAACAUCAAUUACAUAUAAAUUUUGUAAUACGAUUUUUUUAAAAACUGUAGGUGGAAUAUGGAAUUGCCUGGAUUCUUGUAAACUUUAUUUUAGGGGUGAUAUUGAGAAAAGAUCAUGAAGAUGAUUCCGGUGAAUGACAGGAGUUACCUAACUUAGCUUCAGAUUCCAGAUGUUUUUAUUUCGCAGCAACUUUCCUCAUAACACAUGCAACAAAAUUAUGAUUAUGCUAAAACAUCGGAUUUGUAUAAUUUGUCUAUGGCAUGAAAGAGAACUCAUAAUUAUGCAAAUUGAUGGAAACUUUCUUCAUGUGUUACUCUAGCACAGAGCAGUGCAUGAUUUCAACUUCUUGACUUGGAUACACCAAUGCUCCUGAUGACUAGUUCUAUUCAAGGCUACUAAAAAUGUAAUGAACAAUGCUAACAGUUGUUUAAAAUUAGUGCAAAAAAAAAUGUGUAUAAAAAUUGUAAAUUUUAAAAAUGAUUUGUUUCAUUUUUUUUUAAAUAUACUGGUAAUCAAUUCACUGCAAUUUCACUAUCAUUCAUAAUUAGUUGGAGCAUUUUUAUCUUACUAUAGUAGUUCAAAUUAACUUUUUAGUUUCUAAAAAAGGCUGCUGAUUUGAGUUUGUUUCUUUGUGUUUUAUCUGGACAAACUUACUGACUUUCUGAUUAAAAUAAAAGUGUUUUAAGCUAUGUAGUAUGUACAUAUAUUUUUAUUUAGCAUUACCAAAGGAUAGUUGUUUUUUGUUUUUUGAUUUUUUAUAUUUGUUUCCUUUAAACAUUGAUCUGGGUUUUGUUUAUCUUCUACCUGCCUUAUAAUCAUCCCUAGACUCUACUUAAGAGAAAGUUGAUGUAUAAUUCAUUAUCAAUCUCAACAUUCCAACAGCUAGAACAGUGAUGGAAAGCAAUGGCCCUAGUAAAUUAUUUACAGCUUUUGUUUUUAAAUUUGGUUUUUAACUCUCACAAACUGUUAUUGGAUAUCAGCUAAAUGGAUUGCAGCUUAUAGUUUUACCCUCAAUAAAUUUGUUUAGAAAUGUUUUACAAAAUUUAAUUGACUCAUAAUUAUUGCAUUUUAUAUUAUUUUUUUUAUUAUAAAAACAAACUUUACAUGUAGAUUUUAAAAAUGUAUGGAUGUAACCACUAAAUCUAAGACAGUUUUAAUUUUUUGCGUAAGGUUGGUACAAGUUUCAUUUAUUACUGAUUAUGAUUUUUAAUUUUGAGAUUUGUUUUCAUUUAAAAAAAGAGUACAAAUUUAUUUAUAUAGUUAUUUCAAUUCAUUACAUUCAUUUUUGGAACAUUUUUAAAAAUAAAACUAAAAAACUUAAAACACAAUACAAAUUAUUUUUAAAUCCCCUUUAUUUUCUAUUUUAAUGUUAUUUUAGUGUUUACUUAGACUUUCAGCAAAGUGCUUGUGAUCUAGGUUUGUUUUCUACCAAUGUCUUUGAGCUGCAUGUCUUGCUUAAGUCAGUUAAUUGCUUAUCUGAACUGUUGGGUUGAUCUUUGUUGUGCUAUAUUAAAGUUGUGAGUGAAGCAGUGUCAAACAGUUAUAUGUAUGAUAUUUACUUUUAGAGAUCCUCAAUAGGAAUUACAUUUGUUCUGUAAAUAUAAUUUUUUUAAAUGAUUAGAAUUUGAGCUAAUAAUUUUUUUUUUAAUGAUUUCAAUAAAAAGUUUAAAAUAAAACUUUAUUUGAUUGUAGACUUGUUCGUCUUGUAAUUUGCAGGCUGCUACAGAAGAUUUGUAUUGAGAAUCUACAUAUCUACUGCUUUUGAGUUUGGUUGUGGGAAUAUUUUUUUAAAUAACUAGAAAGGUUUAUGUGGCCUGUACUAUAGUAGUUUGUUUUUGGUUGUUGUUUUUUAUUUUUUGUUAAUUUUAUUUUAACUAUUAACAUACUACUCUGGUGUAUAUACUUAUUGUUUUCUUAAAAUGACUUAACAAGAAGACACAAUUUGAAUCAGCAAAGUUUAAUGUGAAUUAAUCUUUAAGCAUUCAAGAUUUUUUAUGUACUUUUUACUUAUCCCCAUAGGGCACUGUUUGAAGUAACAGGCUGCACUGAUCAAUUUGCAUUUAAAAUGCUACUCAAGGAAGACCAGAGUUUCCUAAAAAUGUGUUUAUUUUAUUCUUAAUCUAACAUUGAUGCUUUUUGUACUGAUAAAUGUCAAGGAUUUAUUCAAGAAUAAAGGCACAUGCAAUUUCAGCUUUUUUCUUAUUUGAAUUUUUAAAAAGUGAAAAGAUAGGAUUACUUAAUUUGUGAAUAAAGAAUAUUUUACUUCAAGAUAUUAUCACAACAGCGAUGUGUAAACAAUCAGGCCAAUGUGUAGCAUUUUCCAGAUAGGUUUUUUUCAAUGUAAUUUUAAUCAUGUUUGAUGAAUUUAUGUCAUUUUGAUUGAAAACUUCUAAACUUGGUCAUUGGCUGCACACCAUACUGGAGUCUCAUUCAUUGAUUUGAUGCUGUAUAUUUCUUUUCACCUUUUUCCAGCUAUUCAGUCCUAUCAUAAUUUGUACCAAAUAAAUUCUAUACCAGAUGU